Molecule: messenger RNA, 465 nt
Organism: Durio zibethinus
Lineage: Eukaryota; Viridiplantae; Streptophyta; Magnoliopsida; Malvales; Malvaceae
Source: RefSeq, a predicted model, not a curated record
AUGGCCAAGGGAGGAAAUUCCAAUCAUGAAGCAUUGGGCAAUGAAUCGCGGCAAAAUGGAAAAUGUCCAAUUGCAAAGUUAUAUAGGGCCGUUGGUGGUGUUUUGCCACUUGUUGCGAAGGUUUUUCAGCCACCUCCAGGGAUGAAAUUCAGGUGCCCGCCUGCAGUGAUUGCAGCCCAGGCAGCACUUGCACAAACUGCCUUUGCCAAGAACCUCCGCCCUCAAUCCUUGCCCACAAAAGUACUGGUGAUAGGGAUGUUAAGCAUGGCAGCAAAUGUUCCUUCAGGGAUAUGGAGGGAACAUGCUGAAAAAUUCUCACCAUCUUGGUUUGCAGCUGUUCCUUUCAUAGCCAUGCUUAGGAAAUCUGUCUUGAUGCCUGAGACAGCUAUGGCUUUUAUCAUUGCGUCAUCUGUAUUAGGUCAGGUUAUCGGCUUUAGGGCAGAACGUAUCGAUUUAAAGCAGUAG